GGGAUUUCGAUGAUGCAAAUCACCCCCCAUCUGGCCCAUGAGGAUCGACAGUAUAACAAGAAUCGUCAGGACAUGGAUCCAGAGCUUACGGGCGUGAUCAAGUCCGGCCAAUUAUAAGCACCGGAUAUUUUUAUAUUGUUGGACAUGCUCCAAUUGAAAAACAACACACGAUCCCAAACAACCCGAGAAAAUUCAGGAAAAAGUACUCCGUAAUGUUAACCGCUAUGCCACGGACAUGAUAAGGCGGGUCUCGAAUUCAAUUUUUGAUGGAAUAUGAAACAGAGACCCUGUAAGUAAGAAUAAAUCCCGACACGAUCUAUUCUCUGACAGCUCUCCUUGCGCGAUGAUCCCCACAACACUCUAAAGGUCUUGCCAGUUGGUUCACUUCGUGACGGGCCAACUGGCCAGUUGAUCGAACCGCGCCUUGGCAGAUCUCAUUGCUGCCUGAGGCUUCCAUCGCUCCAAGAACUUCGCACCUCACCUUCUCCCCCCCCCACCAGCCAAUCUCGCCAUUCCCUUCUCAUCCCUUCCCCUCUUCCCUCCCUCCCAUCCUCCCAUCCCACCUGGCAUCUGGCCAAAGAGGCAUGUCUUUCUUUGGUUUUGAUACCACUCUCCCCCGGGACCGCCAACAAGGUGGCCCGGCCAGGGGCUUCUUCGAGAACCCGGAUCCCUUCGCGGAGGUUGCUCGUGCGCAAGCACUGGAGGAUGACGAUGGAAUUGACUUCGAGGAUACCUACGAUGGUCUCGGUGACCAGCUUGACGAUGAUCAGGAUGCCUUCAACGAUGACACCUUUGGUGGUGGGGAUGCUGGAGCUACCGCUACUGGUGCGGUUGGGAGAGACUUUGACUUCUUCGGCACCACAGCCCAGGUCGCCGAUGUCAUUGGAGAGGAGCAGGUUCGCUAUGCCCUGCAAAACCCCUCGGCAGCUCCGUUGGCCGCCCAGCAGCAGCAUGCCGCCGCCCCGGCUCCGACCACGACGACCACCGCCGCCGCGACCGCCACUAAGCGCUCUGGAUAUGAGAAGUACUCGGACCCGGGAUACAUUCCCGAUCUGCAGGCCAAGUCCAGCGUCUGGGGUAUCUCGCAGAGGAAGCCCGACCCGAUUCCAGCUGCCAGCCGGAGAUCGAUGAUGAGCUUGGAGGAGGUCGAGGCGCAAAUGCGCCAGCGGGCCCAGCCUACCGCGACGAUGUCAUCCCAGUCAAUCCCUCAGCACAUGGCCGAGCCUUCCUACCUACCCCCGCCGCAAUAUCCUCAGGUUAUUCCCGAGGGCUUCCCCGCAAUUCCUCCCGAGUACUUGCGAGCUGCCCUUGAGAAGGGUGUGCUCCCCCCGGGCAUGCCUGGUCUCCCUCCCGGUAUUCCGGAGCUCCACGGUGCCCCUAUCAUGUCUGGACCUCCGCCGAUGCACAUCCAGCAAAACCAAAUUCCUCCUCAGAACCUGCCUCCCCAGGGUCACCGUCAUCCUGGCCCGCCUCCAGGCCAGCGUCAGCAGCAGCAACAGCAGCAGCAGCAGCAGCAACAGCAGAUGCCGCCGCCACCAUCGGCUCGUGGACCUAACGCUGGCCUGCCGGUCAUCACCAACCCGCAGCAGCUUAUGCAUCUCACUGAAGAGCAGCGUAAUGCUUACCUGGUGGAGGACGCGAAACGAGCGAAGCGCAACCACAAGAUCUUCCUUCUGUCUCGGGGCAAUGGCUUGAUGACACCCCAGGACAAGAACUUCAUCACCCGUAUUCAGCUGCAGCAAUUGGUGGCAGCUGCUGGAAACGUGGCCGAUGCGGACCCGGAAGCUGUUCUCGCGGAAGACUUUUAUUACCAAGUCUAUAGCCAGAUUCGGGGUGCACCCCGCCAGCACCCACACCAGCCUCUAGGUCACUUCGCCCAGACCUAUCUCCUCCAGACCGGAAACCGCCUGGGCGGACACGGAAAUAGGAGGGCAUUCCAAAGUGCCGAUAACCACAUGCAACGGAUGCAGCAGCAGGUCCAGCGUGCGGUUGAGGCGGCCAAGGCCAAGCCGAAGAACAAGCAACUUAUCAUCGAGGGUAGCUUGGGUAAGAUUUCAUUCAGCAAUGCUAAGGCGCCCAAGCCCAUGCUUAAUAUCAAGCGGCCUGAUAGCUCCGAGGGCCCUCGGCCGAAGAAGGUGCAAUCGGACCUCAGCCUCAGCGACCGGAAAUCCAUCCUUACCAACAUCGAGAGCGUGUACAGUGCUCUGAUGGCUAUGGAGGAUAUGGAGCGCACCAUGCCGCCUCCCCCCGAGGAGGGUGAUGCCGAGGCCAUCCAGGAGCAUAUGGAAUGGCGGCAGAAGGUCCACUCGCUGAACCAGAAGUUGUGGCGAGCCCUCAAGGUCAUGGAGCCUAUUGUGCCCAACUCAACCACCCCGCACCCUUUCAUCGCAUUCUUGUCAUAUCCCAAGGGCAAGAAGGCCAUCCCCCGCAUUUUCCGUCACAUUGACCAAGAGCAACGCGUUACCAUUCUCACCAUGAUCGUGGUCCACCUGGACAGCUUGGACGUGGUCCGUCUCGCGCAGCCCGGACCAGGCGAGGCCCAACCUUCCAUCGCAGUGCGCGAAUCCAUUGACCUCUUCUCGCUGGCCGUGAUGCCCAGCUUGCUAGGCUACGUGAAUGAAGCACCCUUCAACAUCAUUAUCGGACUGCUGGGUCUGGUGAUUGCCCAGACGCACGUGCAAUCAGUAGCCCGUACCAAGGUUGGCCUGGGUAUUUUGACGAUGCUGCUCAGCCGUGCAGAGAUUGUCAAGGAGGCUGGUCAGGCUGCCGAGCGGGACUGGCAGCAGUGGGUGGAGAAGUUCAACAUUCUGUUCGAUACCCUAGAGCCCUCGCUCGCAGAUAUCUUCCCCGGUGCGAUCAACACGGGUGACGAUAUGUAUGUGUGGCAAUUCCUGGCCGCCGUGGGUAUCGGUGCUAGCCCGGAGCAGCAGCAGCGCCUUGUGAUUGCUGUUAAGGAUCGUGUGAUGGAGACUGUGGGCUACAGCAAGACCCUGCCUGCCGAUAUGGCCAGCCAGCGGCUGGGCAAUGUCAACUUGUUCAUGCGAGCCAUCGGUCUGGAUGUCGAACUCCUGGGUUAAACCGGAAUCGUCAUAUCACCAGGAGACUCUCUUUGCAGUUUUCCUCUUCUCGAGCUACCCUAUUGCAGCCCAUGGCCGUGGGCUUAUGCAUUCCUUUGGGGGGUCUCUCGUGGGAUGAUUGCCCCUCGACCGGAUUGGCUCUUACCCCCAGUCCGUUCUCUCGAGGGCUUUGCAGACACGUCUCAGUUUUGGGUAUCUCGAUACCCUCUCCCUCCCCCGCGCAAAGUUGCUGAAACGCACAUUGGCGCCGAAUGUACUCGAGAGUUCUUGAGCCGGAUGUUCCAACCAAAUACAUGUGGGCAUAUCGACAUACUUUGGCUGAGGCCAACCAAAAACACUUGAACGGGCGACUUAUUUUUUCCAUACCCCGAACCUCGAGCAUCUCCGUGUUCUUUAUUUUCUUCUCAUACCAAUUCCAUCUUUUUUAUCUCAACUGUAUACAUUUUUCUCACGGCCGUGUUAAGCGGGAGGGAGCUUGACUCUAUGGGCAUACUGCACUGAAUUCACGGCGGGGAAUUAUGUUCUACACUCCAGGGUAGGAGGGUCUAUCCGUGUCCCUCUUGUAUCUAAUUAGUUCUAUGCUUCUCUGGAUAUGAUUGACCAUCUACGAUUUCUCCGAUAUUCUCGGUCGGAGGCUUAAUUGCACAUCUUCUUCAGGAUCUCAUGAUCCCGAAUGAGUAGUAGAUUCGGGAAUAGUGCCCCUCGGCCAAAAUCGGGAGAGCAAGAAUAAUGCAGCGGGCACCAGGGGCGAUCCACUCGGGGGCCACGUACUGGGUCCCAACGGGAAGUUGACUGGGCUUAACUUAACUGGACCUAAUACCAUCGUGAGCCUAAAUGGACCCUGGGUCCCCAGGAGAAGGAUGGACCUAGCCGGGCUUCUCAUUCGGCAAUGGCAGGCCCGGUGGGACAGAUGACCCGCACGGUCCUGAGAUGAAUCGGGC
Molecule: messenger RNA, 4018 nt
Organism: Penicillium brasilianum
Lineage: Eukaryota; Fungi; Ascomycota; Eurotiomycetes; Eurotiales; Aspergillaceae
Source: the annotation of a GenBank genome assembly